Molecule: messenger RNA, 2917 nt
Organism: Tuber melanosporum (Perigord truffle)
Lineage: Eukaryota; Fungi; Ascomycota; Pezizomycetes; Pezizales; Tuberaceae
Exons: 2
Coding region: 1583-1771 (62 amino acids)
Source: RefSeq, a predicted model, not a curated record
CAAGGUGAUAUCUUGAUUUUUGUGCCCCCCCCCGGCCACGCACCAGCCUGUGCUCCCUUCUUCAACCACUCGUUUCCAUCUCACCUUACCCUCCCACCAUUUCUCAUUCCACAUCCUACUCAUCAUCGUCACAGCAUCACCAUCGCCACCAUCAUCACAUCCCCCUCCUUUUUACGCCUUCUGCUUUCCUUGGUUUUACUAGUGAGUCGGAGAUAAAUAGAGGUCAACCACUCAGAAUUUAUCUCAAUAGCCUCCUAUUCGCUGGGCCCGCUCCCCUGUACUUACCGCUCCUUCUGCUGUGCACUCUGAGAGUUCCAGGAGGCCGUCCCCUAACCGGCUUCGAUCCCUGGGUAUGGAAGGGGUGGGAGAUAUGGCAUUGAAUCAUGCGUGGAGAGGGGUCGCCGGCCGGGAAUGGUUUGAUUCGACAAAGACCCGACGGAGGGUCCACCAUAGGACAUAUCCCAAAGCAUUUUUUUCCUUGCUCACUUUUAGCCCCUAGCUCUAUGUAUUGUCCCUGGUGCACAGGACGAGCACCCACUAAACAGCCCUCCCUCCGCUGUUUUCCUGGCCAAUGCACUUACCGAAUCACGAUACAAUCCAGAGGAUAAGGGGGACAAACCACCAGCUAGCUUUGACAUUGAUGGGGACACUUUCGAUCUGUUUGGGCCCUAUCUACCCCCGAUGGAUAGUCCCCCUCCAGGUGUCCAUAUCGAUGUGACUGGUUAUAAUGCUAACGGGGCUGAAGAGUUUUCCUGGGGCUUUCUUUUCCUGUUGACGUGUCCCGUGUGCUAACGAUAAGGCAGGGGCAGCCAGACGGUAUCCCAGACGGAUGGCACCAAGAAUCGUUUUCUUCAGUUCGAUACGAUAGGAUUCUGGCUCAAAACCGUGGGAUGUAUUGAAGAAAGCGGUAACAUGAAGGGGGGUUCGGCGAGGGUGGCGACGAUUGGGAAUUCUUUGUGGAUGAUUUGUGGUUGAGGCACGUUGGUAUAGGUACAGGUGAUUGGGGGAUUUACUGACAAGGGAUGGGUAACAAAACAGCGCCCCAGAUUUCUAAUAAUGAGGAAGAGCUUUCAGCGGAGAAGUCGGCGACUUGUCAGACGGCUGAUGCCCCUGCGAGACCCCCUAUGAAAUUUUGGGACAACCUGCGGGAAUAAAAUAUUCUAUUGUUUAGGUGACGGUUUGUGGUAGGAUCGAUAUAUGCUAAGCCUACGAUAUCUCAUCACACCCAGCCCGCGUCGAAUUGAAAAGCCUAUUAUCAUGGCCCGUCACUCGCUCUUAGUCACUAGCUCUUCGGAAGAAAAAAAAAAACAAGAGAAGCUAUGUGAUAUGAGUUUGGCUGCCGGGUAAUACCCGUAUAUGGAAAGCAGGCUGAAUCGGGAAACGAAUUUGUGCCCACCUCCCCGUGGGCUGUUUGUCGCUGGACAAUGAGCUAGAUACUGGUAUUAUCAUCGACUAGGAUGUCGUUGAGUUAUUGGUGUGUUGCGGGGGCAUCCGGAAAUUUUUAGGUCUAAAAAACGCCAAGAUUUCUGGGAUACUUUUGGAACGCGCCGGUAUACGGAUUGUAUCGGGACUUUUGCAUAGCAUGAUGAAACCGGGCCCGAGGGGACUUGGAAAUAUUGACCAGGGUCGCGCUAGCCAUCCGGCAGGAUAUCAGUUGGGGGUUACUGGUUCUGGAGAUGAAUGCCAAUCAUCUGCGCUUUAUUUAUUUAUGGCUCGAGUGGGUACGUGGUUAUACAUAUCAACUGCAGGAAAGAUUUCGGGGCCGAGGUGAAGUGGGCGCAGAAGCGAGUGAGGCAGGGCCUCGCUUCAGAUGGGUAGGGAUAAGGUAUGGGUAGUCGGAGGGGGCCGAGUCACGGGCGGUUUGGUAUAUCCGUAUUAUAUUGAGCAUGAUAAUAUGGAUAGUAGACUAUAAUAUUGUGCAACAGCUCCGCGCCCCUCGGGACUGGUAUCUGAGGGGUUGGAAGGCAGAAAAAAGAAGGAGGAUUUGGAUUUGGACGAUGGAAUGAAGCUUGAGCGCUGACUCUUUCCCUCUUCUGGUGGAGGAAAAUUCUGUUGCUUGGCUGCGAAGGCCGGGGGAGGGGGGUCUUGUUGAUCCCUGUGCAUGCCAAUGCAAUCCUGCUGCGGUGAUCUACCGUAUUGACUGACUGAUUUUCAGUUGAUUGAUUGAAUUGAUUGAGUGUCGUUGUUUCCUCGCCAUCUAGUUACCAUAGCGCGAACACUCGCAAAGGCCGCGAGCUGAGAUGCGCGUUAACUUAUAACUUGGACCACUUCUCAAACGGUCGCGCAUGUCCUCUAGAAUUGAGCAAGUUCUCUAGAAUUGAGCAAGUCCGGACCGUAAGGUAUUACUCUAGCAGGGCGAGACAUCAAUAGCCUACAUACAUACGCACAUACACCUAGUCUAGUCAAGUAAAAUUUCGGGCAAUUAACCGGACUGGAGAUUAGAUAUAUGCUAUUAAAUGCAUGUGGUUUGAGUGUGAGUUCGAGAUGAUUAUGUACGCUUUGUCUGGUUGCGAGUGGGUGAGUGGUCGGGUUUCAAUUUUGAUUUUGAUUUUAUCUCGAUUUUGGGGAGGGAAGGCGACAUAACAUAAAUUUAGUCACGGUCUACCGGUAGCCGGUCGGUCCGGUCGUGGUGGGUGGUAUAGUUCAAGCAGAAGGUUUUAUAAUACAAUAAUGGGUAUCAUAUUAAAGCGUGUAGUGCAUGGUACAUACUCCCGCGGCGGAGUUGAGGUUGGAGACCUUAGGUGGCAAUUCCCAUAGAAAGUGUCCAACAUCAACUCGGCCGCGGGAGUACAUCCCCGAGUACAGUAGGUAGACUAGCUAUUAUAUCUAACUUUGACGCAUCAUACUGUACCGGGAUGAUAUGCGGUAUUAUGUACUCGCACAGUGCGGUAGAGACAAACUUCGCAACCACGGAAAA